Chionomys nivalis (European snow vole) is the source of this 5554-nucleotide messenger RNA. RefSeq names its product microtubule associated monooxygenase, calponin and LIM domain containing 2 (gene Mical2). Lineage: Eukaryota; Metazoa; Chordata; Mammalia; Rodentia; Cricetidae. The transcript is spliced from 32 exons. The coding region runs from base 448 to 5535 and encodes 1695 amino acids. The record is from RefSeq and is a predicted model, not a curated record. Gene Ontology annotation, molecular function: protein binding; FAD binding.
UCUGCAGCUCGCAUAACCGCAGGCACCCGGCCGGCUCAGCCUGCGCCGGGCCGCCUUGCUAGCUCCGGGCUCGGCAGGCGGCCCGUGGGGUACCGGAUCGCUGCGCCCACAGCUGGAGACCAAGGCAGGCGCUGACCUGAGGCCCGGAGGCCCGUGAGACCUUCGCUUCCAGCUGUUUGGGAAGAGGAUUAAAACACCACAGGAAUCUGGGAAAUCUUGGACAUCCUCUGGACUCCAAGGGCUUAGUACAGACAGCCCCUGUUUGGUACUGCCAAGUUCCCUAAUGACAGGUCAUUUUUAGGGGAGGAAAUGCAGGCAUAGAAGGUACUGACCCCAGAAGCGAACCGGAUCAGGAGGUUCCUGCUCGCCUGUGGUGUGACACCUUUACAGCACUUUAUGGUAGCCCUCGGACCCCUCCACACCACGGUGCCACGCAGCUCCUGAACCAUGGGAGAAAAUGAGGAUGAGAAACAGGCCCAGGCCAGCCAGGUCUUUGAGAACUUUGUGCAAGCUACCACGUGCAAAGGCACCCUCCAGGCCUUCAACAUCCUUACCUGCCUCCUGGACCUAGAUCCGCUGGACCAUAGAAACUUCUACUCUCAGCUCAAGUCCAAGGUGAACACCUGGAAGGCCAAGGCCCUCUGGCACAAGCUGGAUAAGCGUGGCGCCCACAAGGAGUACAAGCGAGGAAAAGCCUGCAUGAACACCAAGUGUCUCAUUGUCGGAGGAGGACCGUGUGGCUUGCGCACUGCCAUUGAACUUGCCUACCUGGGAGCCAAAGUGGUUGUAGUGGAGAAGAGAGACACCUUUUCCCGGAACAACGUCCUGCACCUCUGGCCCUUCACCAUCCACGACCUGCGGGGACUAGGAGCCAAGAAGUUCUAUGGGAAAUUCUGUGCUGGCUCCAUUGACCACAUCAGUAUCCGUCAGCUACAGCUCAUCCUGUUCAAGGUGGCCUUGAUGCUGGGGGUGGAAAUCCAUGUGAACGUGGAAUUCGUGAGGGUUCUAGAGCCUCCUGAAGACCAAGAAAAUCAAAAAGUCGGCUGGCGGGCAGAAUUCCUCCCUGCAGACCACGCCCUGUCUGACUUUGAGUUUGACGUCAUCGUUGGUGCCGACGGCAAUAGGAACACACUGGAAGGGUUCAGGAGGAAGGAGUUCCGGGGGAAGCUAGCCAUCGCUAUCACUGCCAACUUCAUAAAUAGGAACAGCACGGCUGAGGCCAAGGUGGAGGAGAUCAGUGGCGUGGCCUUCAUCUUCAACCAGAAGUUCUUUCAGGACCUUAAAGAAGAAACAGGGAUUGAUCUCGAGAACAUUGUCUACUACAAGGACUGUACUCACUACUUUGUCAUGACAGCCAAGAAGCAGAGCCUGCUGGACAAAGGAGUCAUCAUUAAUGACUACAUUGACACAGAGAUGCUCCUGUGCACAGAGAAUGUGAACCAGGAAAAACUGCUCUCCUAUGCCCGUGAAGCUGCGGAUUUUGCCACUAAUUACCAGCUGCCAUCCUUAGACUUUGCCAUAAAUCACAACGGGCAGCCUGAUGUGGCCAUGUUCGACUUCACCUCCAUGUAUGCCUCAGAGAACGCAGCCCUGAUGCGUGAGCGCCAGGCACACCAGCUGCUUGUGGCCCUUGUGGGCGACAGCUUGCUUGAGCCGUUUUGGCCCAUGGGCACAGGUUGUGCCCGGGGCUUCUUGGCAGCCUUUGACACAGCAUGGAUGGUGAAGAGCUGGGACCAGGGCACCUCUCCCCUGGAGGUGCUGGCUGAAAGAGAAAGUCUUUACCGGCUGUUACCUCAGACAACCCCAGAGAACAUCAACAAAAAUUUUGAACAAUACACAUUGGACCCAGCAACGCGGUACCCAAACCUCAACCUGCAGUGCGUCAGGCCUCACCAGGUGAAGCAUUUAUACAUCACUAAAGAACUGGACCGCUUCUCUCCCGAGAGAUGGGGCUCAGUGAGGAGAUCCGUUAGCCUCUCCAGGCGGGAGUCAGACAUCCGGCCUAACAAGCUCUUAACCUGGUGCCAGCAGCAGACCGAGGGUUACCAGCGCGUCCGUGUCACCGACCUGACCACAUCCUGGCGCAGUGGCCUGGCCCUGUGUGCCAUCAUCCACCGCUUCCGGCCAGAGCUGAUCAACUUUGACUCACUGAAUGAAGAUGAUGCUGUGGAGAACAACCAGCUGGCAUUUGAUGUGGCCAAGCGCGAGUUUGGGAUCCUGCCUAUGACUACAGGCAAAGAGAUGGCGUCUACUGAGGAGCCCGACAAGCUCAGCAUGGUCAUGUACCUCUCCAAGUUCUAUGAGCUCUUCCGGGGCACUCCACUGAGACCCAUGGAUUCCUGGCGUAAAAACUAUAAAGAAAAUACUGACUUCGACUUGGGCAAAUCACUCAUUCCUAAUAACUAUCUCAACCUCACAUUUCCCAGGAAGAGAACCCCACGGGUAGACACCCAGACUGAGGAGAGUGACAUGAACAAGAGGAGGCGUCAGGGCCUCAACAACCUGGAAGAGCUGCCAGCUUUCUCCAGUCGUAGCUUGGGCUCCAGUCAAGAGUGUGCUAGAGAAGGUGGCAAUCAGAACAAAGUCAAGUCCAUGGCCAAUCAGCUGCUGGCCAAGUUUGAGGAGAACACACGGAACCCUGCAGCCCAGAAACAGGAAUCCGUACGAAAGGCAUUUCCCCUGAGCCUGGGUGGCAGCGACACCUGCUACUUCUGUAAGAAGCGCGUGUUUGUGAUGGAGCGGCUGAGUGCCGAGGGUCACUUUUUCCACCGUGAGUGCUUCCGAUGCAGCGUCUGUACCACUACCCUGCGCCUGGCUGCCUAUGCCUUUGACUGCGAUGAAGGCAAAUUUUACUGCAAGCCCCAUUUCAUUCAUUGUAAAACCAACAGCAAACAACGGAAGAGACGGGCAGAGCUGAAGCAGCCAAGAGAGGAGGAAGGGACAUGGCAGGAGCAGGAAGCCCCUCGGAGGGACACUCCCGUGGAGAGCUCUUGCGCAGUGGCGGCCAUCAGCACGCCAGAAGGCAGCCCUCCAGAUGAGCCCACCUCUCCCAAGAAGCCAAAGAGUGUCCCUGAGCCCACACCCAGAGACACGGAUGCUGAAGUCACCUCUUCCCAACCCUCCGAAUGGACUUCAGUGAGGAUUGGUCCAGGAGAGGAUGCAGUCGGACAGGAUGUGCUGGCCGUGCGGGUCCUGGUCACCAGUGAGGACAGCAGCUCUGACACAGAAUCUGACUGUGGCGGCAUCAGAGCCCCCUGUGCAAAGGCCUGCGAAGAGAGGCCCCAGCUUCCAGCAUCUCCACCUCCUUCAAAGCCCCCAAUCCGGCACUUUUCCCUGCGGGAGCCCCUGACUAAAUCAGCCUCUCUGCUAUACCAUGAGGAGCCACUAGCUCUGCCUGCACUGCAAAGGACCUACAGCCUCCAGUCUCCAACUCCAAGCAAAUACCAGAGCUGGGGAAGAAAAUUCCAGUCCUAUUCAACACCCAUGACCAGAAGAGCACCACCGCCUCCCAAGGAGUCUCCUCCUCCUUCAUCUUUAUCUUCUUCCUCUUCCCUGCCAUCUUCCUUUUCUUCAAUUAGUGUACCUGAGCACACUUCAGAUAAUUCUCCUCAGGUGCCAGCUUAUGACCUCCACUCCCUGCCCAUCUCCAGAGGUGAUUUUAGCCCCACUCCACUCUACCUGAGACGCGCCAGGGCUCAAGGGAUCUCAAAGGAAAUUCCUCUCUAUCUGCCUCAUAGCCCCGUGCUGGAGAGCACAGGCCUGGUGAGCCCUAGUGGAGAAGACCUCAGCAGCCCUGGCAAGACGGCUUCAGAGGACUGCCAGGAAACCUGGGCUCCUCCCGGGAGCACCAAAAGCAUGUAUCUCAUCGCAGGGAAAGACCAGUGUUUGUCCAAUCAAAACCUAACUCUUGGGACUGCAAGGAACCCAAGAGAAGUAAGUGAGGGACCCAGGAGGGAACAGACAGGUGGCCCAGGGCUGUCUACAGAAAAGAAAUUGAGUUUGAAGAAAAUAACCCUCACACAGGAGCAGAAGAACAAGUUACUAGACUGGAAUGACCCCACCUCUGAGCACAGGACUGGGGAGCGACUCUCCCAAGAAAGAGCUGAAAAUGGAAGAGGUCAUACCCGGAAACCAUUCUGCUCCUCUACCCUCCCUCAGGCAGUGAAAGAGAAACUGCUAUCCCAGACAGGGGCCCAGGAGGAGAUAUGCACCCCAGCUGGCAAGUCACCUCGGGAGCGAGAACAGCCUCCACCCAAGUCUCCCCUGAAGUACAUAGCAAAUGCCAUCCGAAAGUCUCUGCACCUCAGUUCUGAAGGUGGAAAGAAGACCUGCCCUAAGCCAGAGUCAAAUACGUUGCCUCGGGGCCAACCACAUGGCUUCGCUCGCUCCUUUAGUUUUCGGAAACCCAGCUCCAAUAAAGAUAAAGACCAGCCGUCUCCAGUGAGACACAUGGCCAAGAAGGCUUCAGCCUUCUUCUCUCUGGCUUCUCCAACUUCUAAGGCUACCCCAGCCUCAGACCUUAGCCUUCCUGACCCUAUCCUCCGCUCCCGGAGUUUGCCCAGUCGUCCAUGCAAGACAUUCUCUGCAACCACAUCCCCACCAUCCCACGGCAAGAUUGAGGAUGUCCCCACGCUCCUGGAGAAAGUGAGUUUUCAGGAUGCCACCCACGUUCCAAAGAAACGAGCCUCGCGUAUUUCUUCCCUGGGCCUCAAAGAUAAAUCCUUUGAGAGUUUCCUCCAGGAAUGCAAGCAAAGAAAAGACAUUGGGGAUUUCUUUAGCAGCCCCAAGGAGAAGGGGCCACCCGGGAACAGAGUCCCAUCUUUGGAGAAGCUGGUACAGCCUUUUGGCAGCACCUCGCUGAGGCAGGUGGCGCAUCUUUCUUCUACGGGGCAGGAUGCACGCCUUGGAGCUCCAGUAACAGAGGCCACCUCUUCUCCCUCGUCUCCCACCUCCUCCUCUGCAGAGGAAGAUGCUGACUCCCAGUCUUCCUCACUGCUAAAGAAGAAGAUACCCAGAAGAAGAAGGAAGCUGGAGAAGCAGUUGGUUAAGCAAGAAGAAUUGAAAAGACUCCAUAAGGCUCAGGCCAUCCAGAGGCAGCUAGAGGAGGUGGAGGAGCGGCAGAGGAUCUCGGAGAUCCAAGGUGUGAGGCUGGAGAAGGUGCUGAGAGGAGAAGCAGAUUCAGGGACACAGGACGAAGCCCAGCUUUUGCAGGAAUGGUUUAAGCUGGUUCUGGAGAAGAAUAAAUUAAUGCGCUAUGAGUCGGAGCUACUGAUCAUGGCCCAGGAGCUAGAACUAGAAGAUCACCAAAGGAGACUGGAGCAGAAGCUACGACAGAAGAUGCUCAAGGACGAGGGCCAGAAAGAUGAGAAUGAUCAAAAGGAGGAGCAAGAAAUAUUCAAGCAGAUGAUUCAGGUGAUUGAGCAAAGAAACAAGCUUGUGGAUUCUCUGGAGGAACAGCGUGUCAAGGAAAGAACCCAAGACCAACACUUCGAAAACUUCGUUCUCUCCAGAGGCUGUCAACUCAGCAGGACUUAGGCGCCCCUCCCCCACUGAA